Molecule: messenger RNA, 362 nt
Organism: Aspergillus alliaceus
Lineage: Eukaryota; Fungi; Ascomycota; Eurotiomycetes; Eurotiales; Aspergillaceae
Exons: 3
Coding region: 48-278 (76 amino acids)
Source: RefSeq, a predicted model, not a curated record
UAAAAACAAACACGGCAUGUCCUAAAACCAAACAACAAUCGCUCCAUAUGAAAAGUAUUGCUCAUCGCUGGUUUCGUUAUUGUGUUGGAUAUAUUCUAUUCCUGAAUCUGCUACUAAAACCUAUGCCUUAUUUUUUCGUCCACGAACCGAAAGUUCAUAGUGUUCUAUUUUCACCGAGCUGCGUACCCACGCCCCAACAUUCCUUGACAAUCGAUAGAGGAGCUUAUGAUACAACUGGAGUAAAGAAGCCAGGCGCACCACCCCCACCACCCAAAUAGGCAAGAGCAGGAACAUCUAGCUGAAUAUUAAACAACCAGAAAGCAGCACAAUACAGGGGCAGAAAUGGAGGCACUGGAUCCAAG